Molecule: messenger RNA, 1337 nt
Organism: Habropoda laboriosa
Lineage: Eukaryota; Metazoa; Arthropoda; Insecta; Hymenoptera; Apidae
Exons: 3
Coding region: 15-1337 (440 amino acids)
Source: RefSeq, a predicted model, not a curated record
UAUAUUUUUGCACAAUGUCUGAGAAUAAGAAAUUUGUUGCGAGACCGAAAGUUAGAUUUUCCCAAACUGAUGCUGAAGAACUGGUAACGGGGGGAUUAAAAAAUUCGAACGAUCAGAAAAAUGUCAAACAAUCGAGUACACCAAGAAUUACAAGUAUCGUAGCACUAGUUAAACCUGUUAGAUUAGUAAACUUAAAGGGAACACGUGCAAAUUGUGAAGACAAAGAUUCGAAAGUUAUUGAUAAUACACAAAAUGCGAAUUCAUCAACAUUAUGUGCUAAUACACUCCCAACUUGUACAAUUCAAUCUUCAUCUUCUUUAAAUAAAAACUCUGUGAAAACAGAGAAUCAUAUACCUUUGAAUGAUGCUAAUAAUAUUCAGAAUAUUAAAAAGAAUGUCAAAGAAAUUGAUACACCUCAAACUUCUGCUAAGUCUAUAAAUGAUGAUAUAACAGUUCCUACAGCUUCUUCUAUUAAGCAAAGUGAAAAUGUACACAAAAUUCUAAAGCCAAAAAAUUAUGUUACAACUAAUCCCUUAAAGAGGGAUUCUACAAAAAGUAAAAAAGGGAAAGAAAAUGAUGCAGUAAUUGUUAAAAAAGGGAUUAAAACUGCAACUAUAAAAUGUUCAGAUGCAGACAUUUUAAAACAUAAAGCUAGAAUUUGUUCUGCUGGUACUAGUACAAAAAAGCCAAUUGUUGCAAAUAAAACAUCUAUUUCAGGUACAACUAAAAAAAAUGUAAAUUCUAAAUCUGCUGUUGGUAUUAUGCCAUGUUAUAAACAUAAAACUAUGAUAAGAGAUAUAAUUGGUUCUAAGAUAAAGCCUUGCAUUGGUCCAGGAGUAUCACAUACAAAAUUAGACGAUUUAAAAAUUUUAAAAACUGAUGAAAGCACUCAUGUUAAAUCAAUUGUCUCUGGAGAAAUAUUAGGAAGGCCAGAAUACAAUUCAAUUAUGUGUACAAUUAAUAAAUUGAAUGAAAUCAAGAAGCAGAAAGUUGUAACUGACGUUGAACAUCUACCAGCUGCAUAUAAAAAUGUUAUAAGUGGAAAGGUUUCUACUGCUUUAGAUUUCCCCCUUGAUGAAGCUAUUUACAAAAAUUUAGUGGACCUGUCCAUAGAUGAAAAUCAAUUACCAAACAGAUUAACACGUAGCAAGGAUCCGGAGCCGCGGCAAAAGGAUAUUGUACCAGUACUCUCGGACUUUUUUACACCUGCACCUACGGAAGAGUACUGUACUGCUGUUUCCACAAAACCACGAACUCCAGAAAUUGUAGAUACUUCCAAUCCCUUUAGAAUAAGUGAUCAGAUAUGUAAAUGGAAGUAUCGUUUAGAUAAUGCAUAA